Messenger RNA from Durio zibethinus, 1400 nucleotides. RefSeq names its product syntaxin-132-like. NCBI's taxonomy places the organism in Eukaryota, Viridiplantae, Streptophyta, Magnoliopsida, Malvales, Malvaceae. The record is from RefSeq and is a predicted model, not a curated record. Gene Ontology annotation, cellular component: endomembrane system; plasma membrane; SNARE complex. Gene Ontology annotation, molecular function: SNARE binding; SNAP receptor activity. Gene Ontology annotation, biological process: intracellular protein transport; exocytosis; vesicle fusion.
GCCAUUUUCUCUCUUAAAAAUCACUGAAGAAAAACUUGAAACCCUGAAAAAGACCUGGUUUUAAUUAAAACCAGGUCUUUUUAAUAAUCAAUUUUAAUAUUAAUUAAUAACAUUUUAUAUUAGAUCUCUUUAUAAUCUCCUUUUUUAGCUUUCUCAAUUUCCUUUUAAUUUUGAUGAAGUUUCAAUUUUUGGUUUCUUCUCUUUCAAGCUUCGUUGAGCCUUAUUUAUCUUUCCACAAUGAACAACCUUCUAACGGAGUCAUUUGAGUUCCCUCAUGAUCGAGGAUUGCGAGGUGGAGAUAUCGAGUUGGGAGCUCAAAUGAAUUCUGGAGAACUGGGCCUUCAAAAUUUCUUUAAAAAGGUUCAAGAGAUAGAUAAACAAUAUGAGAAGCUGGAUAAACUGCUCAAAAAGCUUCAGGAUGCACAUGAGGAAUCCAAGGCUGUGACUAAGGCUUCUGCCAUGAAAUCUAUCAAGCAGCGAAUGGAGAAAGAUGUCGAUGAAGUUGGAAAAAUUUCUCGUUAUAUAAAGGGGAAAAUUGAGGAAUUGGACAGAGACAACUUAGACAAUAGAAAGAAACCUGGAUGCGGGAAAGGAACGGGCAUAGAUCGGUCAAGGACGGCAACAACUCUUGCUGUGAAAAAGAAGUUGAAAGACAAAAUGGCUGAAUUUCAGACUCUGAGGGAAACCAUCCAUCAAGAGUAUCGGGAGGUUGUUGAGAGACGUUUUUUCACAGUAACGGGCACAAGACCAGAUGAAGAGACAAUUGAAAAAUUGAUUGACACUGGAGAUAGUGAACAAAUAUUCCAGAAAGCAAUUCAGGAGCAGGGACGAGGCCGGAUAAUGGACACUGUGUCUGAAAUUCAAGAGCGCCAUGAAGCAGUAAGAGAUUUGGAGAGAAAGCUCCUUGAGUUACAACAGAUAUUUUUCGAUAUGGCGGUGCUGGUUGAUGCACAGGGAGACAUGCUUGACAACAUAGAAUCUCAGGUAUCGAGUGCGGUAGAUCAUGUCCAGUCAGGGAAUACUGCCCUUCAAAAGGCGAAGAAGCUACAGAAGAACUCCAGGAAAUGGAUGUGCAUUGCUAUCAUCAUCCUUCUCCUAAUUAUUGUAAUCAUUGUCGUUGCUGUGAUUAAGCCCUGGAGCAGCAACAAAGGUGCUUAGAUUGUGUCAUCAAUUUGUUAUGUAUAAAAUAUAUAUGAACUUGCUCGAUGAUCCUUCUCUCUCGGCUGGUUCUGUUUAUAAUUUUUGAGGUCUACAAUACAAGCCCCCUUUUUUCUUGUGUGCCUUUGGUGAUUGAAUACUGGUAUGAUUGAAAUUUGAUAAUUGUAUUACAUUCUUUCGAUAUAAAAUAUAAUAUUAUGGUCCUGGUUGAUUUUAGACAGAUGUAGUUUCAAUUUUCAUUU